GCACGACGUGUGUCUAUUUAUGUGUCUAUUAAGCUUGCGAGAAAGCAUGAUGUACUGCAUGGGAUUGAUCCGGGCUGCAGUUUAACUAUUGAUGGGUAUAACUAUAUUCAUUUAUGAUAUAUCCAACACCGGAAAUCCCGCGUCAAUGUUCCAACGUGCCGGACAAUUUGCUUGCCAAUUACAUUCUCUAGGUCUAAUUUUAAUUUUCACUGGCAACUCAGCGCUGUUGUACAACUGUGUUAAUUGUAAGCAGAAGCUAUGCUAAGUAUAGACUUUCGGCUUUAACAAUUAGAUUCUCUCGCGCGAAAUAGACGGAGAUUGUGAUCCUAGGCUUAAAAAUUCCGUGACAAGGAUUUAAAACCGCUGCUCUCGCACGCGAAUUAUCCUUCUUAUCGAGUUUCGAAACGUUUUUAAGAUGACGAAGAAGACCGACACAGCGGCGAAGGAACUAAAUUCAAUCCAGAAGCCUGCAGCGUUCAGCGUCGUCGACGUUGCUUACAGCGUAGCGAGUAUCAUGUCCGGGGGCCAUUCCAGAUCUUGUAGCACGGAUGGUUCAGUCGAUGGUGAAGGUAGAAGAUCAAAUGAAGCAUACGAAUGCAUGGGGCGGAUUUCCAAGAUCCCAAUCGUUGAGGCUACGGCUUUGGCGAUGUUGAAUUAUUACUUACGCGUAAAGCAGUCGCAUUGCACGGUCCAGACGGUGUUCGAAAACGUGGAGGAGGGCUGGAGCAAGGGCGUGGAAAUCGUCAGUCCUGUGACCAACAAGAUUGAGAAAACCCUGGAGCGUCCCUUAAAAGCAAUCGAUAACGCUGCCUGCGUGGGUCUGGACUUCGUCGAGGAGAAGAUUCCCUCCGUAAAGUUGCCUCCGGAUGAGUUGUACGAAAAGUCAAAGGAGUACAUGAAUCGUAAUGUCCUGGAGCCAGCCGUGCAUUUCACUUGCAGGCUGUUGGAAAACGUUAGGGAUCAAGUAUCACAGUUUGCGAAAACUGGCGACGCGGAUGAUAAGGCGGACACGGGAAAUAUCAGCAAAACUGACGAGGUUUCGAAAAGUCAGAAAUGAUCGUCACGAGAAAAGGGGAGCAACAAGAUUUUCGACGCAUACUUAUCAUUUACUCGAGAUUUUUUCUUUUAUAAAGAUCUUCGUCCUACAUGUGUGUUAUGUGCGACGAUAUGUGCUGCAGAUUAUCUCAUGGCUGCAUAAUUGUUACGUUAUCACGUAUUCUGUGAAGAAAACGUAUAAUAUAUUUAUUUUUUCAA
Messenger RNA from Diprion similis, 1254 nucleotides. RefSeq names its product lipid storage droplets surface-binding protein 1-like. The transcript is spliced from 2 exons. The record is from RefSeq and is a predicted model, not a curated record. Gene Ontology annotation, cellular component: lipid droplet; cytosol. NCBI's taxonomy places the organism in Eukaryota, Metazoa, Arthropoda, Insecta, Hymenoptera, Diprionidae. The coding region runs from base 416 to 1057 and encodes 213 amino acids. Gene Ontology annotation, biological process: lipid storage; positive regulation of triglyceride storage.